GGCAAUGCCAAGCUGAUUUAGUGGCAGUCAUUUGACUGACAAAAGGAAUGUCGUGCUAUGUUACAACAAAAGUAGCUUCAAAACCCUAGGUAUUGGAACUUCACGUCAGAUAGCUCGGGCUGUACUGUCCUCCCCACCUGGCAAUAUAGUAUGAACAUUGAUGCUUUAUGAGAAACAGAUGUAUGCUAGGGAUGCCAAAUUAGUCAAGGAAAGUGAUGGAGAUGAGAAGAAUUGCGGCAAGAAGAGGCAGCAGCCAGCUAGCAGCAAGGGAAAGGGCCAGAAGAAGCAGAAGACGCUAGCAGUGAAGACCAGAAAAUCUCCCCGAAAGAGGAUACAAGAGGAAGAAGGCGGUGCCAGUGGUACGGAGGGGGGGCAAUCAGAGAUAUCCGAUGCUGAGUCCAUGGCGUCCCGGGCGUCCCAGGCGUCAAAGUCGUCGCAGUCCAAGCCCACGUCCUCGUCCAAGUCCAAGUCCUCGUCGGCGUCUGCGUCGCGGCGAGCCGUUGAUGUGCCGAUAGAGGAGAUCACCCAAGACCAGAUGUAA
This is a messenger RNA of Mya arenaria, 541 nucleotides long. RefSeq lists its product as uncharacterized. The coding region runs from base 161 to 541 and encodes 126 amino acids. The record is from RefSeq and is a predicted model, not a curated record. NCBI's taxonomy places the organism in Eukaryota, Metazoa, Mollusca, Bivalvia, Myida, Myidae. The transcript is spliced from 3 exons.